GACGAAAGUGAAAGAUUGUUAUGUUAUUGUGUAAGAAAAUAGAGAGGAGAGCAGAUCGGUUUCAGAACUAAACUUAAAAUGGAUCAUACAACUAAGACAGAUACUGAUGUGAACUGCAUUGAAGGACCGAAAGACCAACAUCCUACGAUUACUGGAAAUAAAUAUUUCAUCCUUUCACCUGGAAAGAGAUCUGCAACCAAAGAGGCGAUCAUAACAAAUGUCCUUCAGCACAUAUUAGGUCUGAAGGAGUUAACCGUUGAGAAGUGUGAUGCCAUCUUGGUUUUCUGCUUCAUUAUUUCAAGGACAGGAACUGACAUUGAUGCUGCACUGAAUGAACUUAACGCUCUCUCAGAGUCUAAACCAGCUGUUUUCAUAGUGCUUCAUCACACAAUCGACCCAGAUAAGAUUGUGCCAGAUAGCAGCAGAUAUGUGACCAGGGUGGAUACACUCACAGUGGACUGUUUUUUCUAUGAGGAUGAGGGACUCUUUAAGUGUAAGAAGAAUUAUGAAGCUCUGACCAGAAUCCUUCAAUGUCUACAGCCACAGACAUCGCUGCAUAUAGCUCUACAAAACAUAAUGGCAUGGUUUUCAAGCAUUUAUGAAUGGAUCGUUUCUAAGGGUGGAAUAGACACAGAGAGGCCCAAAAUAUCUUUCUAUGAAACAGAUCCUAAAGUUGCAUCAGAACUGACACUUGUCCUGCUGGGCAUAUCUGGGCCUGAGAAGACUGCGGUUGAACAGAUGAUAUUUGGCAGAGAGGAGAGUCAAGCUGAUACCUCUCCAGCCAUCCAGAGGAAGAUCACAGCAGAUAUGGGAGUGGUGGACGGGAGGCAGGUGGCUGUGAUCAACACUCCUGCCUGGUUCAGCUCUGGGCUCUCCACAGAGGAUAUACAACAAAAAAUACAAUUCUGUAUCCGUCUGUCUUCUCGUGGACCUUAUGCUUUCCUCCUAGUCAUACCAGCAAAGCAGUCUAUUGAAGAGAAGAGAGAGAUAGUGAAAGAAAUGAAGAUGAUUUUUGGAGAAAGGUGCUGGGAGAAGGUCAUGAUCCUUUUCACUGUUACUGAUGAACAACAAAAGCAGAAUAUCCAAGGCCAUGACCUCCAGACACUUGAAAUGAAUGAAAAUCAGUUUAAUGUUCUCAAUAUUAGUGGAACUGGGAAUAGAUCUCAGGUUUCGGAGCUGCUGGAGAAGGUCGAGAAGAUUCAGAGCCAGAAUUAUGAAGAUUUAAAUAACGCGAGAAGAGAGAGCACAGAAGAGAGUUAUGUAUUUGUAUAAUACAUGCUAGAUUAAAAGAUUCCUGAUAUAAAAACUUAAGUAAAGGAUUAGUAAAACUCAAUUAAGCCAGCCAAUUCAAGUUUAUUUGCAAAUUAUACACAUUUAGCAGAUUAGAGCUGGGUGAUAAUAUAACAAUACAAGCACUUGUGAAAUAUAUUCAUUGAUCUUGAUCAAAAUAAUACAUAGAAUUAUGCCCAGUCAUAAGAGAAAAUUACCUACUAUUAUCUAUCUGAUUUUGUGCGUGACUGUGUGCUGAGGAUUGUAGUGUAUUUAGAACAGUGAGCUAUUUAAAACUUGAAAAACACAUAAGAAAAGGACAUUAUCCAGGAGCUAGAAAUAAGAAUGUGACAAGUUAUUGAUCACCCUUCAGGAGCUCAUAUAUGGUGAAAAUUCUUUGUCUAAAAAUAUAGAAAGACAUGUGCUAUGUAAUCUGUUGAACAGCUUCAGGCGCCAUAUAUGUUGUAUAUAUAAUUCUGGAGUGGUGUUUGCAAACACAACUCUGCUUUACCUUGUUAAUAAAGUCUUAAAAUGCAUUAAAAAUGUUCUAUGUUAUAGUGAAGUGCAUUAGUUUCAGUGUAGGUAUCUAGCUGAUGAUUGCUGUGUGAAAUUGGCUGUUAUCUUAGAACAACUUAUAACUGACUUGUUCAGGGGCACUAUACAUUCUCCCCUUUGUGAUCGUAAUGUAAAGUGUGUGUGUGUGUGUAGAAAUGCAUUGUACUCUCAACCCAUACAUUUACAACAUAUAUUUCCUGUUCAGCAGCUGAAUGCAGUACACAAACACUGCCAUGGAGAAUUUCAGAAUAUUAAAGGCUUAGUUGCCACAAAGUGAAAAUUCUGUUAUCAGAUAAUCCACACUCAUAUGACUUUCUUUUUUCUGUGCUGAUCCAAUGUAUUUGAGCCUUAUUGUUUUUGUCCUGACCCUGAUGUAUUUAAGGACCUACUGUAUCAAUCUUCUUGGCAGACACUUCCUGAACUGAGCACUGUAGUCUCUUUAAAGCAUCAUUGUAAAAAAAAAACAA
Cyprinus carpio (common carp) is the source of this 2291-nucleotide messenger RNA. RefSeq lists its product as uncharacterized. NCBI's taxonomy places the organism in Eukaryota, Metazoa, Chordata, Actinopteri, Cypriniformes, Cyprinidae. The coding region runs from base 79 to 1272 and encodes 397 amino acids. The record is from RefSeq and is a predicted model, not a curated record. The transcript is spliced from 7 exons. Gene Ontology annotation, molecular function: GTP binding.